CGGCUUUCUAACGCCAGCGCCGCCUCUCGUUUGCCUAGCUCCAGCCGAAGGAGAAGGGGGGUAAAUAAGGAGGUGCCAUGGCUCAUACAAAGCGGACUACCCGCAAAUCCACCGGUGGUAAAGCAUCCAGUAAACAACUGGCUACAAAAGCCGCUCGCAAGAGUGCGCCCUCUACUGGAGGGGUGAAGAAACCUCAUCGUUACAGGCCUGGUACUGUGGCACUACGUGAAAUCAGGCACUAUCAGAAGUCCACUGAACUUCUGAUUCGCAAGCUCCCCUUUCAGCGUCUGGUGCAAGAAAUUGCUCAGGACUUCAAAACAGAUCUGCACUUCCAGAGUACAGCUAUUGGUGCUUUGCAGGAGGCAAGUGAGGCCUAUCUGGUUGGCCUUUUUGAAGAUACCAACCUGUGUGCUAUCCAUGCCAAAUGUGUAACAAUUAUGCCAAAGAUAUCCAGCUAGCUCACCGCAUACGCAGAGAGCGUGCUUAAGAGUCCACUAUGAGAGGAAACAUUUCAUUCUCAAAAAAAAAAAAUUUUUUUUUCCUCUUCUUCCUGUUAUCAGUAGUUCUGAAUGUUAGAUAUUUUUUCCAUGGGGUCAAAGGUACCUAAGUAUAUGAUUGCGGGUGGAAACAUAGGGUACAGAAUCAGGUAUUGGCAGUUUCUCCACGUUCAUUUGUGUGUGAAUUUUGAAUAUAAAUGCAAGAUGUAAAGCAUUAAUGCAAGCAAAAUGUUUCAGUGAACACAUUUCAACAGUUCAACUUUAUAACAAUUAUAAAUAAACCUGUUAAAAUUUUCUGGACAA
Arvicanthis niloticus (Nile rat) is the source of this 800-nucleotide messenger RNA. RefSeq names its product histone H3.3A-like. The record is from RefSeq and is a predicted model, not a curated record. Gene Ontology annotation, cellular component: nucleosome. Lineage: Eukaryota; Metazoa; Chordata; Mammalia; Rodentia; Muridae. Gene Ontology annotation, molecular function: DNA binding; protein heterodimerization activity; structural constituent of chromatin.